AUGAACUUCGGAUUAGGAAGCAAGAAGUUUGAAAUCGUCGCAACCUCGCCGGGCAGAGAGGAGGCGGAAUUUGUUUUUCUUUUGAAUUUCUAUGGUGCAAACCGGUUUUUUCUCAAGCCAUUGGCACGAGUAGUCUGGGAAUGGAACGACUGCGAAAAUGUUCUAGGAAAACCUUCUGCACCAAUACCAAGCGAAUUAGAUGUGAACGACGUCAUCCGCUGCUGGGAAACUGGAUCUGAAGAAUCAUCUCGUUUAUUCACGGCGAUCAGACUGAAAAUGAUAUUUUUCUUUGUGUUGCUAAGUCUCUCGUCCGCUCACCAUUCCAAAUCAUCAAUUGUAUGUAAAUUGUACGCAAUGAAUUCUGGACUUGGAAAUUGUAAGAAAGGUCGUCUCCACGUGAAAUCAUUCGAUAUCCAAUUCGAGAUUCAUUGGAACGAUGACACCGAGCCAAUUCUCUCGAUUCUUCCACAUCUGAAACCUGGAGUUCUGGAGAAAAUUCGAAUUAAAAUGGACGUUGACUUCUCCGAUCAGAUGAAAAAAGUGGUGAAAUUGGAGCAAUGGAAGCAGGCGAUCGAAUUGGAUAUGAGAAAGACUCAUUUCGAAAUUCCACUUGAGAAUUUGACUCAUUUCAAACGUUUUUCCGUUUUUAUUCCGAAGAUUACAGAAGAACAAGUAAUUUCGAUCAAGGAGACUCUCUUCAAAUCGACUAACUUCGAAUCGUGUACUCUGAAUUACUACGAAGAUGAGUUGAAUCUCGACUAUAUUCAAUCAAAACUGGGACCAAACAUCCAGGAUGAUAAUGUCACAGGCCAGUCUCUGACCUGUCUCUACUCUCUUUUCCUCGGCUUCUCUCUCGACUGA
This is a messenger RNA of Caenorhabditis remanei, 861 nucleotides long. RefSeq lists its product as uncharacterized. Gene Ontology annotation, biological process: innate immune response. Lineage: Eukaryota; Metazoa; Nematoda; Chromadorea; Rhabditida; Rhabditidae. Bases 1 to 861 code for a protein of 286 amino acids. The record is from RefSeq and is a predicted model, not a curated record. The transcript has 4 exons.